AUGAGCAGCGUACGACGGGGUCAGAAGACUGCAGACAAUGCUGCCGACAAGCACGCACCUCGCAAAGCUGAGGCACCAGAACCAGUUUCCGAGCACGUAAAGGGCGGCGAGUGCAACCAGCUGCAGUGUCUUGUGUCGCUGACGUUCAAGUUCGCGUUGGCGUUCAAGCUCACGCUGACGCUCAAGCUCGCGCUGCCGUUCAAGCUCACGCUUCCGUUCAAGCUCGCAACCGAGGGCGCCGAUGGCACCAGCGACCGCGAACAUGGUACCGAGGUUGUCGACUGCCGUAUUGUGACCUGCAUCCGAUUCGGAGCGUCGACAACUACCGUCUCGACCGACGUUGUCGGACGCAACACCGCAGCGCCGCGCCAUUGA
This is a messenger RNA of Saprolegnia diclina VS20, 375 nucleotides long. RefSeq lists its product as hypothetical. The record is from RefSeq and is a predicted model, not a curated record. The coding region runs from base 1 to 375 and encodes 124 amino acids. The transcript is spliced from 2 exons. NCBI's taxonomy places the organism in Eukaryota, Oomycota, Saprolegniomycetes, Saprolegniales, Saprolegniaceae.